Orbilia oligospora ATCC 24927 is the source of this 1332-nucleotide messenger RNA. RefSeq lists its product as uncharacterized. Gene Ontology annotation, cellular component: ERMES complex. Gene Ontology annotation, molecular function: lipid binding. Lineage: Eukaryota; Fungi; Ascomycota; Orbiliomycetes; Orbiliales; Orbiliaceae. The transcript is spliced from 3 exons. Bases 1 to 1332 code for a protein of 443 amino acids. Gene Ontology annotation, biological process: mitochondrion organization. The record is from RefSeq and is a predicted model, not a curated record.
AUGUCGACCAGCCCGGCCACGGAGACUUGGGCAUUUCCGUCUUCUUCAUCCCAGCCUCGACAGCCUAUUACAACAGCUACUCCUUCGAUAACUGCUGGCACCGCCAACAUGGCUUCGGCUUCGUCGCAAAAUCAGCCUGUCGUCGCGGCGAAUAUCGCUGCCGAAUCCCAAUCUUCUCCACAUUCACAGUCACCACCAUUACAACCUCUGGUACCGAGGUCGUCUUCAAACUGGUCUUUCCUCCAAGGCUUCCUUAUCGGUCAGCUCAGCGUCAUAAUAAUGAUCUGUGCAUUCAUCAAAUACUUCAUCUUCAGCGACCCAUCCACCGAUUCUUCCUCCUCCCGUUCGAAACGCAAUAACAGCAGUAGUCGUAAACUUCACAAGAAGAAAUCCACCAGCGUCCUCCGAAACCCACCGCCACUAACUACCGCCACAAUACUCUCGAAAACAUACUAUAACGUCCAUUCCCACCAACCCGAAUCAUUAGAUUGGUUUAACGUCCUAAUCGCCCAAGCGAUCGCUCAAUUCCGUGACGAUGCUCGAACGGACGGUGCUAUCCUCGAUAGUUUGAAUAAAGUUAUAAAUGGACCUAAUAAACCGGAUUUCCUCGAUACUAUUAAAAUAACGGAAAUCACUUUGGGAGAGGAUUUUCCGAUAUUUAGUAAUUGUAGGAUUACACCGAGUCCCGAUGAGCCCGGGAAGCUACAGGCGAGGAUGGAUGUGGAUUUGUCGGAUGUUAUUACUUUGGGAGUGGAAACGAGGCUGCUGUUGAAUUAUCCGAAGCCGUUGGUGGCGGUAUUACCCGUUGGGCUGUCGGUGUCCAUUUUGAGAUUUUCGGGGACGCUAUCAAUCUCAUUCAUACCGUCGCAAGAGAACACCUCGAAUUCGACCACAUUAACAUUCUCCCUCCUAGACGACUACCGCCUCGAACUUUCGGUGCGAUCACUAGUCGGCUCAAGAUCACGUCUUCAAGAUGUUCCCAAAAUCGCACAAUUGAUCGAAUCCCGGAUCCAUGCAUGGAUUGAUGAACGAGUGGUGGAACCAAAGUUUCAACAAAUAGUCUUGCCUAGUUUAUGGCCUAGGAAACGGACAACCCGUGAACAUGCACCGGAUACCUCCACCGAUAGUGAUAGUAUCGAUAAGGGUAGUAAUUAUAGAGAUGGAGGGGUAGUAAGUGGAGGGGUAGGAGUAGGUGGGGGUGGUGGGGUGAUAGGAGGAGGGAGUGGAGAUGGUAGUAUGAGGUCUGGUGGGUCACAUCGGAGUAAUUCUAUGAGACAGCGACGGCCACCAUUGAUGUCGACAAUGCACCACCACGACUAUCCCACUCCAUAA